Molecule: messenger RNA, 4679 nt
Organism: Podarcis lilfordi (Lilford's wall lizard)
Lineage: Eukaryota; Metazoa; Chordata; Lepidosauria; Squamata; Lacertidae
Source: the annotation of a GenBank genome assembly
AUGGGCUAUAUAAGAACCAACGGCGCGUUUCCUCGUUCUUUUCACAUGCGGCUUCCGCGGAGGUAAGAUGUCUUUUUGGGGAAGCGGUUGGGUGGUGGGGCUGGGGAAUCCUUUGCCAUCGGCUCCCUUCCUUGUUUAUUACACGAUGCGUGCUGGUUCGAGCUGUUCCUCAGAACCCCUUUAACCCCCUUCGCCCUAUAUUGACAGUUUUAUUUUCUCGGUUAGGAAAUCCGGGGCGGGGGCGGGUGGGAAUGUUGCUUCGCAUUUGAAGCUUUGAGUUUUGCAACCGAGGGCUAACUUGUUGCAGAGGGGAAGCUUUCUCGUUAUUUUUCCUUCUUAUCCGGGGCCCCCUCGCCUUUCCUAUGGGGCCAGUUCACUUGCAUGCUCUUAAAAGCCCGAUUUUAUUUAAUCGCCCCUCCCCCCGCGUAUCUCAACUUGCAGCCAUACCGAUCGGAUCCUAACUGGUGCACAUGAUGACUUAAAACUUUUUUCCCCAUCAGAGCGUCAGUGUUGAUCUCUUUGCUGUUACAGCCAGAAUCGUCUGAUGCACCAGUGUUUUAACAGCGAGAGGGGAGGGCGGUUGAGAGUCUCUUGAGCCCAAUUCAUGCAGUUUGCAAGAGCAAAUCUCUAUCGGUUAAUCUGACUGGUGGGUGCCUUUCCGUUUAGGGCGACGAUGCCGCUAGGCAUGCACAGAGGGAACUGCUGCAAAAAUCGAGCUGGGCGCAAGGAGGCGAUGGAGUCACCCGAAACCUGCACGCAGUCUGAGUACACGUGUGAGUUUCUGGCUUCAAUUCUAUUUUUCAUGGAGACACCAGCCACCUAUGAUGUUUUAAAGGGUUUAAGUUUGUUAAUAUUACACAUACAGAAGGCUGAAGGCCGCAAUCCUCAUUUUUCAGGAGUUAAACUUGUUGAACUCCAUGAGACUUGCUUUUGAGUAAGUAAACUAGGAUUAUACUGCCUCUUACUCUAAUGCAAACUCAGUAAAUUCUGCUGGCUGCAUUUCUAGAUGUUAACGUGGUACUAAAGGGUGGAUCUUCAUAGUAUGGAAUGCUUUGAGCUAAGUUUUGUUUUGAGUAAACACCUUAAAAUUCAUAAUAAAACUUAAUUGAGCACACAUGUGAGUGCCUGAUUGUUGCCUAUUUGUAAAUAUUUUUAAAGGAAAGAUUGUGAUUUUUGUGUAACACUAUUUUGUACUGAAGUUUUCUGUUACUAGAGUAGCACAUGGGUCAAAAGUACCUUUCAAUAAGGAAUCAACUCAGUAUGUUGGUUUGGCCUCUGAGAACAGGGUGCUAGACUAGACUGCUUUUUGUAAACCCAAAUUUGUGUAUCUCUGCAGAAUUAAUACACAGUUUACAAUAUAUUGGCUGCUACUGUAUUUUUGAACCCACUGCCCACAUGUUUCUGGCCAUUGUGAUUUGGUUAGGCAGCUUCAUUGUCAAAUUCAUUUUGGUGCUGGACUCUCAGGCAGCUUUAUGGUGGGCUUAAAAGGGGUCGCAUAAUGGAACCAAGUAUUCCAGAAUCCUGAUGUAUAGUUGCAAUUUGUCCCUCAAACUGCUGCAUACGGCAGCUGGAUUUAAUUCCAGGAAUGGCCAUGUGGCCGGAAGAUAGCAUUCAUUCAGUUGAGGGCAGUUCUAACUUCUGUGCAAUUUUUUUUAAAUACACGUUUUAUUAGUUUUUUUAACAUAUCAUUUUCAUCAGUAAUUAAACAUACUUUUACAUCUUAUUCAAUUUUUUUGACUUCCAUCAGUCCUGUCUGAAAAUUUUCCGAUCUAAUCUUAGUAUGCAUUUCUUAUUUUCCCUGUUUUUCAAACUCAUAACCAAUAACUCAUAUCUUUUUCUGCUUUGUAACACUUCUUAUAUUUCUCCUUACAAAACUUCUUGUAGUCCUACUAGCGUAAUUUGUUGAUUACAGUUGCUCUUCAAAUAAUUCAAACUUCUGUGCAAUUUAAGCCUUCCUGUUGAUAAAACAUAAGAUGGUUGAAAGUCCUUAAAACAGUAACUAGAAGUAGCCUUACAGUUUCUUGUGUGCGGCAGCUGUCUCUUCCUUGCUAUGGUCUCUAGCUGAUGUUUGUGAUGACCAACACUUUUUUCCCCAUCAGAGCGACACUGUUGAUUUGUUGCUGCUUUAGCCAGAUCUUUGUCUGACGACAUCAGCAUAAUCUGUUUCUACAGCAGGCUACCCUUGGUUCGCAAAUAAAUAAAACAACAACUCUUUGGUUUUCUGUAUCAUUUUUAGGAUCGGAGUGAGCCUGAAGUUUAAUCAUUGAGGUGGGCCCAUGCAGAAGAGAUGGGUGACUUGAAAUAAAACCUUGAAAGGAGGACAUCUUGCUCUGAUCCUACACAAGAAGCAUGGAAGGUAGAGGGUUUGCAUUUUCUUGUUCUGUUUAAUUUAGAAAAGAUAACCUGAGUAGGGCAUCUUAGGAAUCUUACGCAUGUUGUUGUAGCAGGGAAGUUGAUGUGUAGCACUCUCAAUUUUGGUUCUCCCCCACCCAUCAUCUUUAAUUUCUUAAUUCCUACAACAUCUCAGAUGGCAAGUCAUCAGGUAUGCCUAAGCAAGGACGUAUACUCUGUAUUAAGGCACAUUUCCCCCAUAACCCUUAAAUCAACCCUAAAGUUGGCCAGUAUUAAAGCCAAUUAUGUAUAUCCCACUUUUUCCCCCCAGAACCGGAACUCAAAUGAGACUUGCAAAAAUUAAAGCAAACACAUCACACAGAAAGCUAAAAAGCUGUAUAAGAUAAUAAUUUAAAAAGUAAUUAAACUAUAAUAAAAUUAAUAUGACGUAACGAUGGGAGUUGGGGGGUUAACGACGUGUGGAAGUUAAGUGUACCUAGUAUAAAUUAAGCAGACAUGAAUAAAAAACACAGGACUGGUUCCCACUAAGGUGGUAAACCUUAGGCUUCAAGUGGGUCUUUACAUAAUUGCUUCUCAGUCAGUUUUCUGUACAUGGAAAACUUAGAGGGGUGGUGAGGGCUAGUCUGGAGGUCUCCCUGAAAGCCUCGUUUUCUGUAUGCAGGGACUAAAUAGUACAAAGAAGCCCAUGAUCAUGCGAGGCCCCUUCAGGAUAUCAUUCAGCCACAGAUUGAUCCCAGUGCGAAGUAAGCAUCUGUGUAUUGGAUUAAACUGUCAGCCAUACAUUCUUCGCAGUCUUUGCAGGGUUGUACAAAAUAGAACUUGGAAAUCCUAUUUUGAGUUUAGUUAUUCCCCCGAAGUAGGCAUAGCACUGGAAGCUCUGGUGUUGCAAGUGAAGUCAAAAGGCCCAUUCAUACGCAGUUUUAUGCUCAUGUUGACUCAGUCUUGUGUGAGCCUGUCCUCACUAAGCCUUGAGGCUUAUGCACUCUCCUCCCAUCUUGCGUGAUACCCUGCUGCCCUGAAGCAUGUGUUCAUUUGAAAAUUCACCGGUGCGAUACAAAGCAAAAUUUUCCCUUUCUUUACCAUGCUCCCUGUUUCUUUUUUCAGACUGCAGGACCGUAUGUCAGACUGAAUGCUUGGGAGGAUGGCAAGGGAAAUUGUGAAGUCUUCCAAGUGCUGUAAGUUUUGCAAGACCAAAUGGCCAUUUAGAAGAGUGUGGCAGGGCGCUCACAUGGCCAUGGCGUGCUAUUCAGUGGUACAUGAUGACUUAAUCUUUUUUCCCCAUCUUAUCGGCAAUGCUGAUAAAACAUGCGUUCUAGCCAGAUGGUCUGAUUCCACUGAUGUCCAAAUCUUACAUUGCAUGCUUUUGUAAUGCACUUCAAAGACAGAAGCCUAAUGUAAAUAUUCUGCUAUAAAUGCACACUGCUUGCUGGAUUUUCAUGAUGGGAGCAUGAGGGUUGUGGAUAAUGAGAAGGUGCAGGCAACUUCCCCAAGACUGCUGACCUCUUGAUUCUUCGGUUUAGUACGUAACUGGUGCAGGAGGGUAGAUUUGAGAUCUGCCUACCUAGUGUAAUGUACAUACCUAUUGAAUGGUUAUUGCACUUGUGUGAAUAGAUGGAUAAAUGCUUUCCUUGCCUUUGAAUAGCUGGCCAGUUUUAUAAAACAAUUCAAACAACAACAGUUUCGUGCUGUAGGAGCUAAUGUAGCAACCUUUAUUUGUUGAGCCCUUUACUGUUUUGGCUUCAGGGUAGAUUUAAGAGCCCCUAAGGAGGAGAUAAGUUUUGUUGUUUAGUCGUGUCCGACUCUUCGUGACCCCAUGGACCAGAGCACGCCAGGCACUCGUGUCUUCUACUGCCUCCCACAGUUUGGUCAGACUCAUGUUUGUAGCUUCGAGAACACUGUCCAACCAUCUCGUCCUCUGUCAUCCCCUUCUCCUUGUGCCCUCCAUCUUUCCCAACAUCAGGGUCUUUUCCAGGGAGUCUUCUCUUCUCAUGAGGUGGCCAAAGUAUUGGAGCCUCAGCUUCAUAGCCAUCUUCAAAUAUUUUAAGGGCUGUCAUGGAGGAAGAAGCCUGCUUGUUUCGGGGUGCAAAGCAGCUGCUCUUUGUCACGUAAGCCAGGAAGCCUUUUUUGCUGUUGCAAGCAUUCAUUAAUAGAAUAAAAUGGUCAUCCCCUCAAGCAGAAGGAAGACAUAAGUUAGUAACACAAGUGGCUUUGUUGGCACAUGAGCAUGGUAAUUAACUUAUUCCUACCUGCGGUCAAUGGGUGGCUAAACCUUCUCGGUUUCUUUCAACAGGCACAAGGGUUCCUGGUUCUUGGAAUGGAUGGCUUGA